AUGUCGGCCUAUUCCAAUGACUAUUCCAAGUGGGACGCGCUGAGCGACUCCGACGACGACAAGCCGCAGGUGCUCCUGAAGCGCGCGGACCCGCGCAAGGCCGCCCACUUCGCCGCCCAGAGCGCCGCCGCGAACGGCCCCGAGCCGCCGCCGGCGAAGCGCUACUCGCUGGAGAUGGGCAACGACGGCCCCUGCGUCGUCGAGGGCGACGCACCGCCGCCGCCGGACCCCGACGCGCCCUUCGAGACGAAGAUGGCCUGGCAGAACACGCUGAGCCGCGCCUUCGUGCAGAUCGCGAUCCCCGAGGCGACGAAGAAGGGCGACGUCGCGGUCAACUUCUCCGACGAUUCCGUCGAGAUCGUCCUCGCGGGCAUGCGGCCCGUCGCGCUGCCCCACCCGGCGGUCAAGGUGCCCCUCUGCACCUGGGCCUUCAGCCGCAAGUGCUUCUACGGCUCGAAAUUCCCGCAGCUCUGCGUCCACUUCGAGCUCGAAAAGGCCGAGGACGCGCUCUGGCCCCAGAACACCUUCGGCGGCGGCACGGACGAGGUGCUGCCGGCCGAGGAGGAGAUCGAGGCCGCCUGGGCCGCGCCGACGGACGAGGCGGCGCCGCCCGCGCCCGCGGCCGGCGGCGGCGAGUGGACGGGCGAGUUCUCCUGGCGCCAGGACAACAAGAGCGUGCUCGUCUGGUUCGACGUCCCGGACGAGACGCGCGCCAAGGACCUCAUCGUCAAGUGCACGCCGACGACGCUCCGGGUCGAGCUCACGGUCGGCGCGACGACGGGCCGCUACGCGCGGACGCUCGCGGGUCCCGUGCUGCCUGAAGAGCUCAUCUGGGAGUUCGACGACGACGUGCCGGGCAAGAAGCGGCUCCGCGUCGAGCUCGCCAUGCGCACCCUCGCGUCCUGGGAGAACGGGCCCUUCCUGCCCGAGGCGGACACCGCGGGCAAGGGCCUCAGGCAGCACUCCUGGUCCGAGCCCAAGGGGGAGGCGUAA
Molecule: messenger RNA, 993 nt
Organism: Aureococcus anophagefferens
Lineage: Eukaryota; Pelagophyceae; Pelagomonadales; Pelagomonadaceae
Exons: 1
Coding region: 1-993 (330 amino acids)
Biological process (GO): protein folding
Cellular component (GO): cytoplasm
Source: RefSeq, a predicted model, not a curated record